This is a messenger RNA of Nyctereutes procyonoides (raccoon dog), 1178 nucleotides long. It is a transcript of the gene GINS1, whose product is annotated as GINS complex subunit 1. Bases 127 to 732 code for a protein of 201 amino acids. Lineage: Eukaryota; Metazoa; Chordata; Mammalia; Carnivora; Canidae. The record is from RefSeq and is a predicted model, not a curated record. Gene Ontology annotation, cellular component: GINS complex. The transcript has 7 exons. Gene Ontology annotation, biological process: DNA strand elongation involved in mitotic DNA replication; DNA replication.
GGAGGCGAGUGUCGGCAGCUGUGGGGCCGGGCACCGCGGGGCCUCUGCGCGGCGUGCGCGAACCCGGCGACUGUCGGCGUGAGGGCCGGCGGUUGACGUAGGCCUCGGGGCCGGAGCGCGUGGGAUAUGUUCUGCGAAAAGGCCGUGGAACUGGUCCGCGAGCUGCAUCGCGCGCCAGAAGGGCAGCUGCCGGCCUUCAAUGUGAGCGAGGCCGCGGAGGAUGGACUCAGGCAAGUUCUGGAGGAGAUGAAAGCUUUAUAUGAACAAAACCAGUCUGAUGUGAAUGAAGUAAAGUCAGGUGGACGAAGUGACUUGAUACCAACCAUCAAAUUUCGACACUGCUCUUUGUUGAGGAAUCGACGCUGUGCUGUAGCGUAUUUGUAUGACCGAUUGCUUCGGAUCAGAGCACUCAGAUGGGAGUAUGGCAGUGUCCUGCCCAACACUCUACGGUUUCACAUGUCUGCGGAAGAAGUGGAGUGGUUCAAUCAUUAUAAAAAGUCCCUUGCUACUUAUAUGAGGUCACUGGGAGGAGACGAAGGUUUGGACAUCACGCAGGAUAUGAAACCUCCAAAAAGCCUAUAUAUAGAAGUGCGGUGUCUAAAAGACUAUGGAGAAUUUGAAGUUGAUGAUGGUACUUCAGUCCUAUUAAAAAAAAAUAGCCAGCAUUUCUUACCCCGAUGGAAGUGUGAGCAGCUGGUUAGACAGGGAGUUCUGGAGCACGUGCUGUCCUGAUCUUGUGCUACAGCAGCACAAGGGGGAACCACACCAUGGAAAGUUCUACCCGUCCCUCCUGACCUCGCCUCUUUGGCUUUAAAAGUUAAGACAUUCUGUAAGAUAACCAGAAGUGUGUGGCUGAGGGGUGAGGAUUCAUCCUCCGCUUUGUAAUGAACUGAAAGCUAUAUCUGUAUUUAUAAUCAUAACAUUCUUUCAGUUACUGCAAUAUGGUUUUUUGACCUUUUUUUUUUUAAUGAAAGUAAACAUCUGUUGUGUUUGAUUUUCUUUUAUUUUUUUUCUCCCCAGUAAUGACUUUAUUUUUUCAGUGAAUGUCUCCAGCCCACAAUAUAGCAUACCGCCUUAAAGUACAAAUCCAAGGAAGGUAAUACCUUUCUUAAGUUACAAAACUUUGGCAAAUUAAUACAGUGCUCUUUAAUACAAUAAAAUCCUUUUUUGUUUUUGGA